AUGGAAGGAGGAACUUGUCUUGGUUUAGUUGCAAGAACAGUAGGAAAUGAUAUUGUUCCACUUGUGAUGCCUUUCAUUGAAGAAAACAUAACAAAACCAGAUUGGAGACAAAGGGAAGGAGCUACUUAUGCUUUUGGAUCCAUCUUAGAAGGUCCUUCACCCAAUCAGUUGACUCCUUUAGUCAAUGUUGCUCUAAACUUCAUGCUCACAGCUUUGACCAAAGACCCCAGCAACCAUGUAAAAGACACCACAACUUGGACACUUGGAAGUCAGAUUCGAUAUCCCAUUUGGUGA
This is a messenger RNA of Lactuca saligna, 294 nucleotides long. NCBI's taxonomy places the organism in Eukaryota, Viridiplantae, Streptophyta, Magnoliopsida, Asterales, Asteraceae. The record is from the annotation of a GenBank genome assembly.